AACAACUUGUAACAACUCGUAACUGUAUGACGGAGACACAUAUGUCAUUCUGAGCGAUGUAGACGUGCCGGUAAACAAUAACAAAUGGCGACCAAACUGCAACUAUUAAAUCGUUCUUUACGCUUUUUCCGACCGAUUAACCAGACUAUAUUACAGUGUAUUGGCAAUCAAACUAUAUUUAAGCGUUGUUACCAUAUAGAUGAUUCAUUGACAGGGAUUUCUGACGAACAACGGCAGUUACGAGACACUGUUCAAAAUUUUUUUGGGAAAGAACUGUCUCCAUAUGCUGAUGAAAUUGACAAGAAAAAUGGCUUUCCGCAGAUGAGGGAAUUUUGGAAAAAACUUGGAGAGCUUGGUCUGCUUGGUAUAACAGCACCAGUGGAAUAUGGUGGCUCAGGAAUGGGUUAUUUGGAUCACUGCCUUGUUAUGGAAGAAAUGAGUCGCAUUUCAGCAGCAGUGGCUCUUAGUUAUGGAGCACAUUCAAACUUGUGUAUCAACCAAAUCCAAAGAAAUGGCAAUGAGAAACAAAAAGAAGUUUAUUUGCCGAAGUUGUGUUCUGGAGAGCAUGUUGGAGCAUUGGCAAUGAGUGAAGCUAAUGCAGGGUCUGAUGUUGUGUCAAUGAAGUUAAAAGCUGAAAAGAGAGGUGAUCAUUACAUUUUAAAUGGCACAAAAAUGUGGAUUACUAAUGGCCCAGAUGCUGAUGUGUUGUUGGUAUAUGCAAAAACUGAAAACACUCUCAAACCUCAGCAUGGCAUUUCCUGCUUUAUCGUUGAAAAGGAUUUUCCGGGAUUUUCAACCGGAUUAAAAUUGGACAAACUAGGAAUGCGUGGUUCCAACACAGCUGAGCUCAUUUUUGAAGACUGUGUUGUACCAGCUGAAAAUCUUCUCGGAGGUUAUAAUAAAGGAGUGUAUGUUUUAAUGAGUGGGCUGGAUCUUGAACGAAUGCUUUUGGCAGCUGGACCUGUUGGAAUAAUGCAAGCUGCUGUAGAUAUAACUUUUCCUUACCUUCACACAAGAGAAGCUUUUGACAAGAAAAUUGGAAAUUUUCAGUUAAUGCAAGCGAAAAUGGCAGAUAUGUACACGAGGCUGAUGGCUUGCAGGUCGUAUUUAUAUACAGUGGCGAGAGCUUGUGAUGCAGGACAUUUCAAUAACAAAGAUUGUGCAGCUAUUAUUCUUUUCGCUGCUGAGAACGCAACCCAAGUGGCAUUGGACGCUAUUCAAUGUCUUGGAGGCAAUGGUUAUAUAUCAGAUUAUCCCACAGGCAGAUUGUUAAGAGACGCCAAGUUAUAUGAGAUUGGAGCUGGGACGAGUGAGAUACGGCGUCUUGUGAUUGGACGGAGUAUAAAUGACGAAUACCGUGAUGCCUCACGAGAUCAGACACGCGCAACCCAAUGAUCGUAUGACGUACAUAUGGUUAUAUCAAUGUGAAUGAUAGAAGCCUGACCUGGCAAGAAAUAACGA
Dendronephthya gigantea is the source of this 1461-nucleotide messenger RNA. RefSeq names its product isovaleryl-CoA dehydrogenase, mitochondrial-like. Gene Ontology annotation, molecular function: flavin adenine dinucleotide binding; 3-methylbutanoyl-CoA dehydrogenase activity. Gene Ontology annotation, cellular component: mitochondrion. The record is from RefSeq and is a predicted model, not a curated record. Lineage: Eukaryota; Metazoa; Cnidaria; Anthozoa; Malacalcyonacea; Nephtheidae. Bases 85 to 1395 code for a protein of 436 amino acids. The transcript has 11 exons. Gene Ontology annotation, biological process: L-leucine catabolic process.